Messenger RNA from Microsporum canis CBS 113480, 483 nucleotides. RefSeq lists its product as hypothetical. The record is from RefSeq and is a predicted model, not a curated record. The transcript has 2 exons. Lineage: Eukaryota; Fungi; Ascomycota; Eurotiomycetes; Onygenales; Arthrodermataceae. The coding region runs from base 1 to 483 and encodes 160 amino acids.
AUGGCUUCCCAGUUCCUCCGAUUUGUCCACCGGCCCCUCCUCUUCGCCGUACCACUAUGUGCUUCUUAUUCAGUACUACAAGCUAGAAUCAGUUCUCCCAUACGAUGUGACUACGCGUCUGGGCCCCUUCACCCUUCUCUGUCUGAAUUCACACACCAGCAUGGCGACCCUUCAAUGCAGCAGAAAGGAUCUUUCGGCGGUCUAAUCACCGCCGAGACCGCUCGUCAGAUCAGCCUAGGCAGUGCCCUUGGGGUUCUUGCUGGGCUUGGAUUGCGUAUAUUUUCGAGAACAUUGGCGUUUUCCUUUGGUCUGGCCAUUAUAAUCAUCGAGUGGGCGGCAUCAAAGGGAUAUGACAUCCUACCGACGAGUUGGCUUCAGAGGCACAUCACAUCUGUUGACUUCCGGAAACUAACUCACGAAAAUGUGCCUUUCAAGGCCAGUUUUGGGACAACUCUGGCGAUGGCCGCUUUUGCUGAAUUUUAG